Gopherus evgoodei (Goodes thornscrub tortoise) is the source of this 709-nucleotide messenger RNA. RefSeq names its product COMM domain containing 9 (gene COMMD9). The transcript has 6 exons. NCBI's taxonomy places the organism in Eukaryota, Metazoa, Chordata, Testudines, Testudinidae. The coding region runs from base 1 to 624 and encodes 207 amino acids. The record is from RefSeq and is a predicted model, not a curated record.
AUGAUAGAGUCACAUGAAAGAGUAAAGAUGGCUGCAGUGACAGAAGAGCAGUUUGCAGCUCUGCAGAUCUUAUUGAAGGCUUCCUCAAAAGAUGUAGUUAGACAACUGUGCCAAGACUGCUUUUCUAGCUCAACAAGAGGCUCAAGCAAAUUGAUUGACAGCACCCGUUCCAAUCUGUCUGUGACAUCAGAGGAAGCAGCUCAACUGAUCUGCUCUUUGCACAACCUCACCAGGCACAUUGUGUAUCGGGGCUUGUCAUCUGCGGAAGAAAUUCUCUCGCUUUUCCCAGAGAACUUCCACCAGAGUCUAAAAAACCUCUUGACCAAGAUAAUUUUGGAAAAUGUCUCCGUGUGGAGGAGUGAAGCACAAUCAAGUCAGAUCUCCCUGCCUCGGCUGGUUGAUAUGGACUGGAGAGUGGACAUCAAGACGUCCUCGGACAGCAUCGGCAGAAUGGCAGUCCCCACCUGCCUGCUACAGUUGAAGAUUCAGGAAGAUGCUGCCUUGCGUGGGGAUAACCCUGUGAUCUCUGCAGUGACUGUGGAGCUGAAUAAAGAAACCCUAGACACUAUGUUAGAUGGUCUGGGAAGGAUCCGAGACCAACUCUCUGCAGUAGCAAACAAAUGAAUGCCUGGGAUGUGAAUGUCACCUGCCAUUUGUACCUGGAAAGGAACUCUCCUGUAUUACAAAAAGAGCUCUGAUAUCUUACAGA